Haemonchus placei is the source of this 2604-nucleotide messenger RNA. The record is from the annotation of a GenBank genome assembly. Lineage: Eukaryota; Metazoa; Nematoda; Chromadorea; Rhabditida; Trichostrongylidae.
AUGUUAGAUAGUACGAGUGUUAGGUAUUCAUCCACUUCGUUGUCAUUCGCUGGUGGUGUUGCGAAGUCUUGACUUCCGGGCCAACGUGAAGACGGUAGACGGAGGAAUGAAGGUUCUGACCACCAAAUGUGGUGUCUAGCAUGGCUAGUAGGGAUUCCUCGAGACGCACAGUCGGCUGGAUUGUCGUGUGAUUGAACGUAGUAGAAUCGAAGUGGAAUAUGGGCGUCACGAAAUUUGUCCACAAUAGCUCGGAUCUCCAUUAUCCUGUUCCUGACAAACGUGCGUAGUGAACGCGUCGAAUGUAUCCAAUGAAGAACUAUCUGCGAAUCCGAGAACGCAUGUACCGCUGAGAUGUUAAGACGGAUUUGUGUAUGGACGAAACGGACUAAUUGCAGACCGAUGAGGGUGGCAAGUAGUUCCGUCCUUGGCAUAGUGAUCGGAUUACGUGGUCCAAGCAGGGACUUAGCCAUAAGAAGAGGGACGGUCGUAGACGAAUGACAACGGCAAAGGAGGUAAACACAAAAAGCGUAAAGGGGUUUCGAGACAUUUCCAAAGACACAGAGUUCGUAGUCGACAGGCGAAUCGGCUGAUGGAAUAAGGCAACGAGGGACCAAUGGAAUUGGAUGAGCGAGGUCUUCGGCCAGUUUCUUCCAACGAGCGAUGUCGGCAUUCUCGAACGGGUCGUCCCAUCGAUAGGAUUUUAUCCACAUAUCUUGCAGAAAGAUCUUAAACGGUGCGAGAAAUGGUGAUAAAAUGCCUAAUGGAUCAAACGUAGAAGCGAAUGCCUUGAGCGCUGUGCGCUUCGAAAUAACUUUCUUACGAAGAGUCCGAAUUGGGAUACGAAUGAGAUCUUUAGAAACGUCCCACUGAAGUCCUAACAAGGAAACUGAUGUCGAAAAUUGCAUACGAUCUUGUAUAUUGAUUGCAUCAUUAACGUAGGAAGAAUUAGAUAGAAACUGUCGUAAGUUCAUAUUCAUAGAAGUGAAUAAGGCGCUAGAGUCCUGAUACUCACGAAUCGCUUCUCUUGGUGGAUGCUCCCAAUAGUAUGUUGUCGACAUAGGUGUUCUCUUCAAUCUCCUUGUUGAGCUGCGAAUCUGGAUCUCUCCGUAGAUAGUAGAGGAUGGAGGCUGCGAGUAGAAACGGUGACGCCGUGAUUCCGAACGGGACUCGGGUGAAUCGGAAUAUCCUGAGGUUGGUCUCUGAUGGUGGUGACGUCGGGUCCAUUAACCAUAGGAAUCGCGUGGCAUCUCUUUGAUUGAGUUGAAGACGAAUUUGAAGAAAGGCUUUUUCUACAUCGGCUAUGAGGAGGAUGGGUUUGAGGCGGGAUCGAAGAAGAAUCCCGACAAGGUCAGGGAGGAUAGAUGGACCGGGAUGGAGGCAAUCGUUGAGGCUAGGGGCUCCUUUGUAAUAGGAUGAGGCAUCGAAGACAACUCUCAGCUUGGUGGUGGUAGAAGACUCCUUGAUCACUGCCUGAUGGGGAAUGUAGUAGACUCUAUGGUUGUCGAAGUGAUGUUCGUCGACUUCCUCGAUGAUUCCUUUAUCCAAGUAAUCGUCGAUGGUUGAAGCGUAGAGUCUCCAAAGGUCCGGUUGUGACGAAGGAUCUGUACUGGCUUUCGAGUCGCUUGAGUGCGAGGAGCUUGUUAUCGGCUAGUCUGGGAUGCGAUGACUUCCAUGGGAAUUGUACGUGCAAGUGUCCGUCGAUCUCUACCGCGGUAUCCUGGAAUUGUUGUAGGAUAGGGGAAUCUUCUUCUUGGUCGAAAGAUGGAUGAGGAUCAUCUGCGAUACCAAUGACGUCUAGACGGUCGAAGCGGGAGACGGGAUCGGCUUCGUCGGAUGAUGGGGAAGUGGAAUUAGUGGAAAACUGUUGCAGGUAAGCCACGAAAAAAUUUGGAUCCGGAGAUGGUCGGACCGAAGCGUGUAUUGCAGAGGACUAGACCUGAUGGAAGGGUCUGAGGACAAUCCGAUGUAACGAUAUCCCAGAAGUAAUCGAUUCCAAUGAGGAUGUCUGGUGUGACGGCUCGGCUGAUGGUAAGGGAUUCCAAGCGGAUGUUGUGUGAUUGAAAGAAUCGGCGAUCCUCUGCCGUGAAGUUGAUGGGCGAACAUGGGGCAGUAAGGUGCUCCUUGGUUCGAAGGAUAAGUCGGAUUUUUCUUUCUUGAUUGUCAACAAGGUCAACAUCUACCAUACCGGAUGGCUCUAUGGUACGUAUUGCUCCGAAUGUGACGGUAGUAAGCGGAGUAAUGUGAGAGACCUUGAUGUUAAGGCGAGCAACUGCAUCCUGCGAAAUGAAGCUUCUUUGUGCACCUGUGUCCAACAGAAGAAUCACUGAAGUUGAAGUGUUGGUCUGAUGGUCGACAGCUAAUGCUUCCACUGUCAUGAGGUUGGAGGAGGUGGAAUGGUCCAGAGUGGUGCGAACUUGCGUGUCGGAUGGAUCCUUGAGAUGUCGAACAAGGUCCUCGUAUUUUUCGUCCGAAUUGGCUGCGACGUAGACCGGCGAGUCUCGACCCUGAUGUCGCUCUCUUUCAGCGCUGUUCUCGCGAGAAAGAUGGUAUCACGUACUGGAGAUCUAAAGCGAACCGUAUGAUGCUGUGUACGCUCCCUCGUGA